AUCUUCAAAUCAUUCUUUCAUUAAUCAUAUAAUUGUUUAUCGCUUCAAUAUAAUUAAAGGAUUUAAUGAUUUUGAGUACUUCAAACGGCCCGCUAACUUGCGAGAAUUUCACAACUUCCCCACUAACCUCCGGAAUGAAGUUAAUAUAGGAAAUUCUACACCUACAUAUCAAUUCCAUACAACUUCCUUUUUAUAUCUCACCUCUCUUGUGAAAUCUAAUCAUUGUUCGCUCUUUGUCUCUUUCGAAUUAUCGUUGAUGUUUAUUUGUACCGAAUUCCGAUUGUUACGUCGUAAAAAUACCACCUUACUAGCCCCUCGGUUAGCGCAUCCCACAGAGAAUAGAACAUUUUGAUAUCGACAACCUCAAGAAUCGUAAUUUUUACCUCAUCGAAGACCCCAACCCUCCCCGCCUCAACCACAUUUCGAUCAUUUCUGCAAACAUGGCGCCCGCGACGCAGCAAGUCUUUAUCGACGGUACUUUCGCCGAUUUGGCACAAGAGCUGGCCGAAUACCUUCAAAUCGGUCCAGAAGUUCAACCCCUCCUCGAAGAAAACCAAAAGGAUGAAGCUCUCAAGAAACUCGUCACUGCUUCGGCUUCCUUGAACUCAUCUCCAGAGAAAGAAUUUACUGCCGCAUACAAUUUAUUGGUCUAUCUUUGCGUCCAAUCUCCAAAUGUCAACAUGUAUCUUCCAAAAAUUUGCGACAACCUCGCCAGACCAAUUACUUCUUCACCUCUAAAUGGACCAGGCCUUGCGCUGAAUGUUAUGACUACAAUUUUCAACCUUUUACAACCAGAUAAUGAGACUAGAUUUAAUGUCUUCCAAGCCGUUCUUAAACUCAUUAAGACUAGUGGAAAUUACGAAAUGUUGCGACCACAGUUGAAGAAAUUGGACACCUGGAUUGUCGAAUGGAGUAUUGAGGAGGAGGACCAAAGAAAACUUUUUGAGAUGAUCUCAGAAGUGGCAGAUGAUUCAGGAGAGGAGGAGUACGUUUGGAAUCAACCCUGGAGACUAUAUUUUACUAAUCGCUACGUAUAGGGAAUCAUACCAAUACACUCUCAAAGCUCUACGUACUUUCGACGGCAAAGACGAGAAAGCAAUCGCAUCCGAAGAAGCCCAAAAACUCGCCAUCAAAGCAUUAAGAACUGCCCUCCUUUCAAACACUCACUUCGAUUUCCACGAUCUCACUUCCCUCCCCGCCAUCCAAGCCUUGAGCGAUUCCCACGCAAUCUACUCAGAACUGCUCGAAAUUUUCGCCGAGAAGGAACUCGAGGACUACAACGAUUUCCUAGAUGAGCACGAUGGAUUCGUCGAGAAGGAGAACCUAGACAACAGCAAAUUGCACCGCAAGAUGCGACUCUUGACCUUGGCUAGCUUGGCCGCCUCCACGCACACGCGCGAACUCGAAUACCGACGCAUUUCCAAAGCUUUGCAAGUCGCACCUGAAGAUGUGGAGAUGUGGGUAAUCGAUGUUAUCCGAGCCGGAUUGGUCGAGGGAAAAUUAUCACAACAGAAGCAAGUUUUCCUCAUUCACAGAACCACAUACCGUGUAUUCGGCGAGAAGCAAUGGCGAGAGGUAGCCACGAGGUUGGAUCAAUGGAAGGAGAGUUUGAGAGGUGUAAAGGAGGUUAUUAGCAGGGAGAGACAAGCAGCCGAAAGUCAAAAGGAGAAAGAAAUCCAAGAGGCUGAUAAGAAGGUUUCUGGUGCGCAGGGUAUGAAUGCUGGACGAAGAAGGGAUAACAUGGUUGAGAUGGGUACUGAUUAGAUAUACCAACUCAUGAAAAUUUGGUAUUAAUUCAUGGAUUGAUUGGUCCUCCCCCCAAACCAAAAAAGGUUCCUCGUUUUCGUCGGCGUUCUUAGAUGUUUGUACAGUGGCAACGGCAAAAUGGUUAUGUUUGCAUUGGCAUCUGGUAAUGGUGUAGGAGAAGAACAUCCAUGAUUUUUCAUGUUCAAAAUUGAAGCCACGAACGAACGAUAUGAAGCCAUGAAAAAAGACGUAAAGACGUGGAGUGAAAAAAGAAGAUGAGAAAGAAUAGAUUUUCUACGUACGUAUUGAAUGAGAUAG
Sclerotinia trifoliorum is the source of this 2064-nucleotide messenger RNA. NCBI's taxonomy places the organism in Eukaryota, Fungi, Ascomycota, Leotiomycetes, Helotiales, Sclerotiniaceae. The record is from the annotation of a GenBank genome assembly.